This is a messenger RNA of Paralichthys olivaceus (Japanese flounder), 3451 nucleotides long. RefSeq names its product prostaglandin E receptor 4 (subtype EP4) a (gene ptger4a). Gene Ontology annotation, biological process: inflammatory response; cellular response to prostaglandin E stimulus; positive regulation of cytosolic calcium ion concentration. Gene Ontology annotation, molecular function: prostaglandin E receptor activity. Gene Ontology annotation, cellular component: plasma membrane. The record is from RefSeq and is a predicted model, not a curated record. NCBI's taxonomy places the organism in Eukaryota, Metazoa, Chordata, Actinopteri, Pleuronectiformes, Paralichthyidae.
CGGGACGUAUCACAGCUGUCACACCGGCCUGAUGCUGUAGCUCCACGAGGCCUCUCCUGCACCAGGCUGAACAGCUGAUGAGGGUGAAGUGAAGUGAAGGGGAGGGACUGAACCCUGCAGGAAGCUUGAAGGCAGAGCCUCAUUUCAAUGAAGUCACUGGUGUCUGUUGUCUGCUUUUAUCUCUCUGUGCUGGUGAGUGAACUCCUGUCUUGCACAUCUUUGAGUCUCUGAUAGCAAAUCACCACUGACACGUCGCAGACCACAGCAGCAGCAGCAGGCAGAAGAGGCUCUAUGGCACGCAGACAUUUCUUUAAAGUUUGUCUUCUGAGAUAAGUUGCAAGGUGUUUUUUUUUUAUCUGACAAUGUCACUCAGGCAAAUGUCAAGUUCAAAUGAGUUUCAAGCUUUAGACUGGAAAUACUGGCGUUAGGAAAAGUUGUUUCACUCGUCCUGAACUGCGUCUAAAGGGCAGAACAAUGAAUAAUCAGUCGAUGACCGGGAGGACCAUGGUGCCGACCAUUCCGUCUAUUAUGUUUAUUUUCGGGGUGGUUGGGAAUGUCAUCGCCAUCGUGGUUCUCUGUAAAACUCGCAAAGAGCAGAAGGAAACCACGUUUUACACGCUGGUGUGUGGACUGGCCGUCACGGACCUGCUGGGCACAAUGCUGGCCAGUCCGGUCACCAUCGCCAUCUAUGUGAAAGGAUCAUGGCCCGGUGACGACCCGCUGUGCCAGUACUUUGGAUUCACGAUGCUUUUCUUCUCUCUGGCGGGACUCAGCAUCAUCUGUGCCAUGUCGGUGGAGAGAUACAUCGCUAUAAACCAUGCAUACUUCUACAAUGAUUAUGUGGACCAGAAGUUGGCGGGUUUAACUCUGCUAACGAUCUACAUCUCCAACGCGCUUUUCUGCGCUCUGCCGAUUAUGGGCUUUGGACAGGUGAAGAAACAAUACCCGCAAACCUGGUGUUUUCUGGAGUGGAGGAGCAACAAGACCAGCGAUGCAGCCUACUCCUACAUGUAUGCAGGUUUCAGCUCGCUUCUGAUUCUCGCCACUGUUAUUUGUAACGUGCUGGUGUGUGUGGCUUUGAUGAGGAUGCAUCGGCGCUUCGUGCGCAGGAUGUCGCUGGGAACCGACGUGGGGCGAAACGUGGAUCCGCGGAGGAGAGGACGCAGCUUUGGGCGUCUGGCCGGUGCAGAGAUUCAGAUGGUCAUUCUGCUUAUAGGCACAUCUGCAGUGGUGCUCAUCUGCUCCAUCCCCCUUGUUGCACAGGUGUUUUUAAACCAGCUCUACAAAACUCCAGUUGAGCUGAUCUUGGAGAAAAACCCAGAUCUAAGAGCGAUACGCUUCGCCUCCUUCAACCCGAUUCUGGACCCCUGGAUCUACAUCCUGCUGCGCAAGGCUGUUCUCCUCAAACUCAUUGAGAAAAUCAAGUGUCUGUUUUGCAAAAUGGGAGCAAGGGGGCAACAGAGACAGGGAAACUUCCACUGUAUAGAUGCUCAUCAGCUCUCCUCGGUCAUCUCCAACCGAGACUCUAUGCCAGAUGUCAACAGCACCUCCCACACCUUCCUCUACUUGCCAGAGGGAUGUGAGGUGUACCCUGGAAGCUGUCGUAAAGCAGACAGACUCUCUGGCUCACGAACUUCCUCGGUCAGAAACUCACAAGCUUCUUUAUCGUCUGAGCAGGGCAGUAUUGGAGCUCAGAGCAGAAAAGGCACAGAUGUAAUCAGGGACCGUCCAAAAGAUCCUGCAAUCCAGAUGUCACUGAACACAGAGACAGCAGAAGAGAAAUGCAUCUGAACUAACUGAAUCAGGAGAAAGUUCUCAGAUCGCUCAAAGGUAGAUCAUCUACUGAAUUACUUCUCAGUAAGUGAACUUUGAAAAUCCUAAAAAAUGGGGUUGGCACAUAAUAAAUAAUGAAUGACUCCACGCAUGAAGUUGGACACAUGCAGCGAGGAAGAGACGGAUAAACUUGAAGUGCUAUGAGCUUUGUCAUCUUGUUUCUGCACCCAGCUACCUCAGAGAUGCCUAUCUGUGACUGUGGGAACAGAUUUUGUCAUUUUGCCCAAAACAGCAGUUAUCAAAGCAGAGAUGACCCACUUCUCCAUGGCUCAAGUAUCAGUGGGUGAAAAGCUAUCCCUUCUAAUUUCAGCUACUUUGUUCAAUCGUUGUGGAAACCAUUACAGUAAAGUGGAUGGAGCCAGUAAUUUCGAAUAAUUGAGUCACAAGCUUGUGGUCGAUAUGGUAAAUGAAAACAGUGCUGAACGUGAUCCUUAUGAGUAAUCACUGGCACAUGUGCUGCCAUUGUAAGGGUCAGGUUGUUUAACAAACUCCAUUGUACAGUGCUUUUUGAAGGAGGUAUUGUGUUAGUUCUAUGACUAAUGUACAGUGCAGUAUUAUUAUGUGGUGAAAACCAGUGUUUUUGUUCCUCUUUCCUGGAAUACACACAAAUAUGUCAUCUCAAAUUAAGAAAACAUUGUUUUCCAUCAUACAGUGGAGGCACAACGAUUCCUGUGCCAUAAUUAUUAACACCAAACCAAUUUAAAUCUGACUGAUGGUUGUGUUGGACAUUUUUUCCACGGCUACAGAAAAUAUGGUGUAAGUCGGUGGACAGAUGUUGGUUGGUGCGGAGCAUUUUUCGGCCCAGCUGUCAGUUUCAGAAGAACAAUGUUCUAAAUGAUCGAUGUUGUGUCAAUUAUUGUCUGUAAUAAAACUAUUCUUCUCUAAGAGAAGGUUCUAGUUAAUAAAUCACAACUCUACAGAUGUAUUUCUCCACAUUUAUUAAAUUCAAUGUCAUUUAACCUUUGUCAUGUCUGGAAAUCAGAAGUCAAAUAUUUGGAUGUUGUGUUUUAGUUACUUCUCCAACCAACAGUUAUUCUGCCAGUGACUGUUUCACAUAAUUGGGUAAUUCUUUGAAAAUCUUGAAAAUGACCCAUCGCAUGCACCUUCCAGGAACACGAGGCAAAGUCUGAGCUGUGAACUCUGUUUUUUCCAACAGAAGUCAGUGCAGAAGCCACAAAUGUUAAGUUUCCAAUGAUAUAAAACAGAGGAAAUCACAAAUAACUCAAAUAGUUUGCGUCAACACCCGCAAAUGUUCGGUACUUUGUUUGAAAAGUAACAGAACAGUUGCUAUGUUCAGCUCUAGUAUCCAUGAAAUCCCUUUCUGUGCAAAGCUGCAUUUUUAACAUAGGCAAUGUUCCCUCUUUUAAUGUGCUAUAAUGUCAGUCAAUUGACACCGUCUGCUCCCGUCUCACCAACAUAUAAUAGAAUGAACUUUUGAACUCGUGUUCGUCUGAGCUUUUCCACUCAAAUGAGCUUUAUGUCUGCAGUUUCAGCAGCUUUGAAAAACGCUCGCCGCCUCCUUUUCCAUUUUUUUAAAUUGACUCCAGAUUGUUGCCUAAUGUCGUGGAUUAUGUUCUGCCAUUCUCGUCUCUUAUGUUACCAUUGAUUAUAUAUUGAU